Mandrillus leucophaeus (drill) is the source of this 4588-nucleotide messenger RNA. RefSeq names its product forkhead box J2 (gene FOXJ2). Gene Ontology annotation, biological process: regulation of transcription by RNA polymerase II. The transcript is spliced from 10 exons. Gene Ontology annotation, molecular function: DNA-binding transcription factor activity, RNA polymerase II-specific; RNA polymerase II cis-regulatory region sequence-specific DNA binding. Bases 267 to 1913 code for a protein of 548 amino acids. The record is from RefSeq and is a predicted model, not a curated record. Gene Ontology annotation, cellular component: nucleus. NCBI's taxonomy places the organism in Eukaryota, Metazoa, Chordata, Mammalia, Primates, Cercopithecidae.
CAAGCAGGGUGUGGGGGGUGUGCCACCUUCCCCAAGUAGGACCUCCUUCUCCUCCCCCUCCCCCUCCUCCUCCCUUGGCUCCUCAUCCUCAGGGGACCAAGUUCCCCUCACCAACUUGGGAGGCUCAGCCAAGUACAGGAAGAGCCACAGAGGAUGAGAGCCGUCACCUGCCUCUGAAGAGGGGAAUCCCUCCAGCCCCAAACUCCAGUACCAAGUGGUUCCCUCCCUUUGCCAGGGGAACCUUGGAGACAGAAGCCAGAAGUACCAUGGCUUCUGACCUAGAGAGUAGCCUCACCUCCAUAGACUGGCUUCCCCAGCUGACCCUCCGAGCUACCAUUGAGAAGCUUGGAAGUGCCUCCCAGGCUGGGCCUCCCGGGAGCAGCCGCAAGUGUUCACCAGGCUCACCCACAGAUCCUAAUGCCACCCUGAGCAAAGAUGAGGCAGCAGUUCACCAGGAUGGCAAGCCACGAUACAGCUAUGCCACUCUCAUCACCUAUGCCAUCAACUCCUCUCCAGCCAAGAAGAUGACUCUCAGCGAGAUUUACCGCUGGAUCUGUGAUAACUUCCCCUAUUACAAGAAUGCUGGCAUUGGUUGGAAGGGUUCCUAUUGGACAAUUGACACCUGCCCUGACAUUUCCCGAAAGAGAAGACACCCUCCAGAUGAUGAUCUGUCCCAGGACUCACCAGAACAGGAGGCCAGCAAGAGCCCACGGGGAGGCGUUCCAGGGAGCGGGGAAGCCUCACUGCCUCCUGAGGGGAAUCCGCAGAUGUCACUUCAGAGCCCCACAUCUAUUGCUAGCUACAGCCAGGGCACAGGAUCUGUGGAUGGUGGAGCAGUGGCAGCAGGGUCUUCAGGUCGAGAAAGUACUGAGGGUCCCCCUCCCCUCUAUAACACCAACCACGACUUUAAAUUCUCCUACUCAGAGAUCAACUUUCAGGAUCUAAGUUGGUCCUUCCGCAACCUCUAUAAGUCCAUGCUGGAGAAGUCCUCUUCCUCCUCUCAGCACGGCUUUUCUUCUCUCUUGGGGGACAUCCCACCCUCGAACAACUACUACAUGUAUCAGCAGCAGCAGCCACCGCCACCUCAACAGCAGCAGCAGCAGCAGCCGCCACAGCCACCUCCCCAGCAAUCCCAGCCACAACAGCAGCAGGCAUCUGCCCAGGGCCCCUCAGCUGUAGGCGGUGCUCCUCCACUGCACACCCCAAGCCCGGAUGGUUGUACCCCACCAGGGGGAAAGCAAGCUGGGGCGGAAGGCUAUGGGCCUCCCCCUGUGAUGGCCAUGCAUCCACCCCCCCUGCAGCACGGAGGCUACCACCCUCAUCAGCACCAUCCCCACUCCCACCCUGCCCAGCAGCCACCACCUCCACAGCCGCAGGCACAAGGCCAGGCUGCCAUCAACAACACUGGCUUUGCCUUUCCUUCUGACUGGUGCUCUAAUAUUGACUCUUUAAAGGAAAGCUUCAAGAUGGUGAAUCGGCUCAACUGGUCCAGCAUUGAGCAGUCACAAUUCUCAGAACUGAUGGAGAGUCUACGACAGGCAGAGCAGAAGAACUGGACCCUCGACCAGCAUCACAUUGCCAAUCUGUGUGACUCCCUCAACCACUUCCUUACUCAGACUGGUCACGUGCCCCCUCAAGGGGGUCCCCACCGCCCACCAGCCCCUGCCCGUAUUGCUGACUCCUGUGCCCUCACCAGUGGCAAACAGGAGUCCGCCAUGAGCCAAGUGAACUCUUAUGGGCACCCACAAGCUCCCCACCUCUACCCUGGCCCAUCACCAAUGUACCCAAUCCCCACCCAGGACUCAGCAGGAUACAAUCGCCCAGCACACCAUAUGGUCCCUCGGCCACCAGUGCCACCUCCUGGUGCCAGUGAGGAGAUCCCUGAUGACUUCGACUGGGACUUAAUCACUUAGUGCAUCACAGAGUGUGGAGAUCAGCCCAGGGCCGCAUGGUGAAGUCUGGCAGUGGAGAAAGAGCAACCCCAACCCGUCCCUCCCCGCCGCCGUCUGUAUAUAGACAUAUAUCCUCUUUUUGUUCUUUCUCUGUCGGAGAAGCCACUGCAAGAUGCUGCCGAAGAUAACCCCCUCUUUCCUGCCUCGUUCUGCUCUCUUCCUUCCUGUUUUUUCCUAGUUCUUUUAUUAUUAUUCUUAUAUUAUUAUUAUUAUUAUUAUUGGUUAUAUACUGUCUGUAGUCUCCUGUCCCUACAUCAUGGAUCAUGUCCACCUCUUGCUAAUUUAAAAUCAUCAGGCUGGAAGAUGAAGCCGUGAUAGCUACAGAGAAAAGUUUCAGACUCCAAUUUACCUUUCUCUUGGAGAAACUCGAUGCUGAUCCCACCUUUUGGCCCUAAAUUGUUUUUUGUUCCUGUCAGUUUCAGGCCAGGACUGGAGAGGCCACAUUACCAAAUAGAAACGGUCUGAAACAUUACUUGGCAGCCAAGAAUUUGGAGGUUUUAAAAUGGUGCUAAUUCUGUCCUCUGAGGUCUUCCUUGUCCCUUUAUACCUUCAAUCCUUACUUCUGGCAGUCUGCAUUUCCUAUCGGGGUGAAAGUGAUGAUGGUGGUGCAGGAGGGUGACAAUAAAAUCCUAUUGGAAUUGGAGACCUGGGUUGGAAGGGAUGGAAUAUAAGUCAGUGUGAAACUGAGUGUACACUGCCAUGUUACAUCAGUGUCCAUUGGCUUGUUUCGAGCGCAUUCUGUAAGAAGAUAGGAUUGGUUUUAGCCCUAACUCUGCUUCUAUGGUAGGGCAUGAGGACAACUAUUCAGCAUAGUUUUAGCUUCUUGGAGAUGAUUCCAACCUAAUUAUUUUGGCCUUUUAAACAAUUUUCUCUGAAAAUUAAUUGUGGCUCUUAUUUGCAUUUAUGAAUUAUCUUCCUAUCCCUUUUUCCCAUUCAGCAAAUAUUAGUUUGUCCUCCUUUAAUUGUUUGCCCACAUCUUCCACCCAUCUUUUUUCUUCCCCCAUUUUCUGGGAUUCUCAAGAAAGAGUAACCCAUUGUCACUCUGAGUUUCAUCAUGUCCUAAGACAUGAUGGGAAUCUCAUUCCCACCUCUCAUAGCGGAACCAAACCUUUAGUGUUGGUGGUAGGAGGAUGGGGAGAGGAAAAGGGAGCUGGCAAAGAAAUGGAUAGGGAAUAUUUUAGUUCUUUAAAUAUAUAGGCAGAUGCUUCUCUUGGAAUCUAGAUCAUCUGGCUGAAGCUUUUGCAAGUAGGCUUUGAGAGGUGAAGGAGAUUGGUGGAGGUGAGUAAAUAAUCAGAGGCAAGAGUUCAGUGAGGGCCAAGGGGGACCCCCAGAAAAAGGUAUAGAGCGAACUCAUCUCUUUUACAAGGGGUGGCCAUGACUCACCGUUGCAAAGUACUCAGUGUAUAUUUAAUGUUAAUUGUUGAAUUUUAGUUAUGAGAGGGAAGAACAAUUUUAUUUCUGUCCUUAUUUCACUUGCUGAAAAGCUGUGGGACAAAAUGUAUGGAAUAGACAAGGCCACUUUCUUUGUGAUUUCUGCUUUUCAUUCAUAUUAUUUUAUUUACCCAUGAUUUCCAAGAGAUUUGGCUCUCUGCUCUCCUGCUUUUUUCUUUCAUCCACCCCUUUCCUUUUUUUGGAAGGGGGUUAUAUGUGAGAGUUUAUUGAAGAAGUCCAGUGAGGCUGAAGUAAAGGGGCAAGAUAGGGCAGUUAACUAAAGAGCACUUUAUUUCUUUGAAGCCUUUGUAAGAAAGAAAUGGGGGUGCAAGUGGCUUGAAUCUCCCAUGACGUUGGAGGGCACUUAGUGGGGUUGAAGUAUGACAUAAUAUUUCCCGUUGGGGAAAGGAGAAUUUCUCUUAGAGGGUGGCAAAAUGCCUUUGCCCAGUGUCUCUAUUUUAGGCAUCUUUUCCUUCCUUAUUCCUUCCAGUCAGGGUGUGUCCUACACAUAACUUCCCAUUAGUUCUCCUCAAUGUUCCCCCUUUGUAAAUGAUCACUCCUCUUUUCUAAACCCUUUUCCUGUUCAGAUCCAUACAGGAUUUGCAAGGGUAGACUGAAUCAUACAUGCAAAUGCCCCUUGUUCAUCUGUGUCUUCUGCAAACUAGUCUCAUGAAGAAUUCUGGUGUGCAGCCAGGGUAGUGAAGUUUGGUUCUGGGACUGGAGAUUGGCCAUUUGGCCUCCUGAGAUUCCAGCUCCCUUUCACCAAGCCCAGUCUUGCUACAUGGCACAGGGCAAACCUGACUCCCUUUGGGCCUCAGUUUCCCCUCCCCUUCAUGAAACGAAAAGAAUACUACUUUUUCUUGUUGGUCUAGCAUUGCUGGACACAAAGUGUAGUCAUUAUUGUUGUAUUGGGUGAUGUGUGCAAAACUGCAGAAGCUCACUGCCUAUAAGAGGAAAUAAGAGAGAAAGUGGAGGAGAGGGACAAAAGGAGUAAUUAUUUGGUAUAGAUCCAUCCAUCCCAACCUUUCUCUCCUCAGUCCCUGCUCCUCAUGUUUCUGGUUUGGUGAGUCCAUUGUGCCACUACCCAUAAUGCUUUGCAUUGCUGCAUCCUGGGAAGGGGGUAUAUGGUCUCACAAGUUGUCGUCAUUGUUUUUUUGCAUGCUUUCUUAAUAAAAAAAAAAAAGAAUGUUUACAGUUUUAUCUUA